ACGUCAGUGAUGGGAAUGCUGGGAUAUGUGUCCGCCAUGCAUAUGAACCAUAUGAACCGCUCAUCCCACGGUCGUUGCAAGCAAUCCGUGUAGUUGGUGUUGUCACCAUGGUCAUGUGCGCGAUAUUUGGUUGUUCCAACCGCAGUGACAACCGCGGGAGAAAACGAUCAACUAACGGCCACUUCUUUUCGAUACCGAAGACCGUGGAGAACCAGUGCGAGCGCUCGAAAGCGUUGAGCACGAAGCGGCGCAGUUUAUGGCUGGCGCGCAUUAAACGUGCUGACUUAGACAUCGAGAACCCCAACCUGCGAGUCUGCGGCGUGCACUUCAUUACAGGAAAGCCAGCUAAACUGUUCGACGAGACGGACCCUGACUGGGCUCCGUCGCUUCUCCUCGGCUACAGUGCCAAGAACACGGACCCCUCACGACACAGACGCCUCGAAAAACGACGCGCCGUAAAGCGGCAGGCGGACGCCAAAAAGCGGGAAGCCGAAGCACAGAAACGGCGUGCCGAGGCCGACGCGGCAGCGUUAGGGAUCCAGCAGUGUGCCGAUCGGCCACUCUCGCCGCACCCGACUGGAGAAACCGACGCCGACGAAAGUGAUACAGGUGUUACAGUGCAGACAGAGAUGACCAUGGAGGACAUUCAGCUACUGGAGAAACAGUGCAUUUCACUGAAUGAACACCUCUAUGCCGCCCGUGUCGAGAAAGAGGAGCUUGAGAUGUCGGAAAAGUCACUAAGGAGUUGUGACAGAAAAGUCAUGUUCUACACAGGGAUGGCAAACUUCACUGUUCUCUCAGCUGUCUUUAAAGUUGUGGAGAGUGAUGUAUCCCACAACAUCAACAACAGCCUGUCAAAAUUCCAGGAAUUCAUCCUCUUCAUGACGAAAAUCAAGAUGUGA
Molecule: messenger RNA, 902 nt
Organism: Rhipicephalus sanguineus (brown dog tick)
Lineage: Eukaryota; Metazoa; Arthropoda; Arachnida; Ixodida; Ixodidae
Exons: 4
Coding region: 108-902 (264 amino acids)
Source: RefSeq, a predicted model, not a curated record